Molecule: messenger RNA, 1053 nt
Organism: Cynara cardunculus var. scolymus (artichoke)
Lineage: Eukaryota; Viridiplantae; Streptophyta; Magnoliopsida; Asterales; Asteraceae
Product: acyl-CoA--sterol O-acyltransferase 1-like
Exons: 1
Coding region: 1-1011 (336 amino acids)
Biological process (GO): lipid metabolic process
Source: RefSeq, a predicted model, not a curated record
AUGGAAUUUGAAGAAGACAUCAAGAAUCUAGUGAAGGUAUCUCUUUUUGCAUCUGUUUCUCUUGGUUAUUGUUAUUUCGUGGGAAAAAACAUCCCGAAAGGGUUUCAGAGACUCUUGAUGAUCCUUCCUGUUGUUCUUACUUUCUUCUCGAUUCCGCUUUUCUUUAAUUCAGUUCAUCUGAUCGGGGCUCUUUCUUUAUACAUCGCUUGGCUUGCCAAUUUCAAACUCCUCCUUUUCGCCUUUGAAAAAGGACCCCUUUCCGCCCCUUCCGUUUCCCUCUCUGUUUUCCUCUCCUUUGCUUGUUUUCCGAUCGGAAAGCGCAACGCAGAGAAAAACCCGAGCCAAAAGUCUAUUUUCAAUUAUGGUGUCAAAGCGCUCCUUCUUGCUAUUUUCCUCAAGGUUUAUCAUGAUUAUGGUGAUGAUAUGAACCGAAUGAUUGCCUGGAUCCUUUUUGCAUGCUCGGUGUAUUUCUUCUUGGAACUCAUACUUGUUGUGAGCUCCAUUACAGUGGAGUUGUUACUGGGGGUCAAGCUUGACCCCCAGUUUGAUGAGCCUUAUCUUUCCACGUCCCUUCAGGAUUUCUGGGGCAGGAGGUGGAACGUGAUGGUCAACCGGAUCCUCUACCCAACCAUUUACAAUCCGGUUCGUACACUAUCAACUAAGGUCAUCGGUAGGAUGUGGGCCCCCGUACCUGCAGUGUUGACCACAUUUGCAGUCUCAGGUCUGAUGCACGAACUGAUCUUUUAUUACUUCACCCGCGAUUGGCCAACAUGGCAUACAAUGCUUUUCUUCUGUAUACACGGAGUCUCGUUGGUAACGGAGAUCAUGAUCAAGAAAUCCGUGAAUUUUCGAUGGAGUUUACCCCGUCACAUAGCCACCCCAUUAGUCAUGGUGUUUGUUUUGUGGACAUCUUAUUUAUUGUUUUUUCCUGAAUUAUUGAGAUGUAAAAUCAUCGAACGAGCGUUCGAAGAUUACAGGGCCAUGGCCAAGAUAGCAACCGGUUUUGUGUAGGCUCCAUUUUUUUUUGUCGACAGUCGACACCAUCAUCAUGUA